UUUAAUGAUGAGAAGAAAUUGAUGAACUUUCACCAGAAUCUUCAGGAUAUCAAAGAAGACCAGCUUAGUUUGGCCUCAAUCCACUACAUGCGAUCCCAUUACCAAGAAGCUAUUGAUAUAUACAAGCGGAUACUGCUGGACAACAGGGAGUACCUGGCCCUCAAUGUUUACGUGGCCCUCUGCUACUACAAAUUGGAUUACUAUGAUGUGUCCCAAGAAGUCCUGGCUGUUUACCUUCAGCAAAUUCCUGAUAGUACCAUCGCACUCAACCUUAAGGCUUGCAAUCACUUUCGCCUUUACAACGGCAAAGCAGCUGAGGCAGAACUCAAAAGCUUGAUGGACAACGCCUCUUCACCCUUUGAAUUUGCUAAAGAACUCAUCAGGCACAAUCUGGUGAGUCAGUUUCUCAGAUUGAUUGUCUUGUGUCCUGUUUUGGUAUAUCACAGCAAUUAAAGAUGAAUAAAAGGAGAUUCCCAGCAAAUAGUGCACUA
Mesocricetus auratus (golden hamster) is the source of this 491-nucleotide messenger RNA. Its product is annotated as intraflagellar transport protein 56-like. Lineage: Eukaryota; Metazoa; Chordata; Mammalia; Rodentia; Cricetidae. Gene Ontology annotation, biological process: intraciliary anterograde transport; intraciliary transport involved in cilium assembly. The record is from RefSeq and is a predicted model, not a curated record. Gene Ontology annotation, cellular component: intraciliary transport particle B; ciliary basal body; ciliary base. Gene Ontology annotation, molecular function: protein binding; intraciliary transport particle B binding.